Molecule: messenger RNA, 876 nt
Organism: Nematolebias whitei (Rio pearlfish)
Lineage: Eukaryota; Metazoa; Chordata; Actinopteri; Cyprinodontiformes; Rivulidae
Product: C-type lectin domain family 10 member A-like
Exons: 8
Coding region: 1-876 (291 amino acids)
Source: RefSeq, a predicted model, not a curated record
AUGUCCAACCCGCUUUAUAAACCAGACCUGGACCCAGACCUGGACCCGAACAUGGACUCAGACCAGUGCGCCCUCUGGAUCAAAGAGGUCCCACCUGUCCUGGUCUCAAGUGUGUUCAGGUUCAGAUGCUGGAUGGUUCCUGCUCUGAUGGCUGCAGUCGUCUUCAUCAUCAUCUUCAUCGUGCUGGGAACCACCAACAUGAAGACAUCAAACCGCCUGUCAUCUGCAGAGGACAGCAUCUCCAAGCUGAAGGACCAACUGGAAUCCCUGAAUGCAUCACUGCAGCAGACUCAGGACUCCAUUGGAGAACUUCAACAGGUGAAGACAGCUGUGGACCACAACAAGAAUCAGCUGACCUCAGUGAUGGAUUCUCUGAAGCAGCUGUCGGAGCUCAGCUCUGUCAGCAGGACCGUGGCUGAGCUAAAAUGUAUCCUUGAACGCAUCAUCGCCAACAGCUCUGCAGAAGGUCCGUGCUGUCCUCUGAAUUGGACUCUGUUUGGUUCUGACUGUUUUUACUUCAGCUCAGAGUAUCUGUCCUGGAACCAGUCCAGAAAGUGGUGUGAACAAAAAGACGCUCUCCUGCUGAUCCUGCACACGGACAAUGACUGGGACUUUGUGACCAAGCACACGGUUCCCAGGUUCUACUGGGUGGGUUUGUCUGAUUGGAGGACUGGGAGGUGGGAGUGGGUCAAUCAGAACCCUUACACCAUGGAGCGCAGGCGGUGGGCAGUCGGGCAGCCUGACAGCGGGACGGGUCAUGGUCAAGGUUCUGAAGAUGAAGACUGCGUUCACCUUCAUAACGACGGACGCCUCAACGACCUCCACUGCAACAGCAACUUACAGUUCAUCUGUCGGAAACGCAGUGUGCACACCUGA